UGUUCAAGGUAACUACAGGUUGACUUGCUGGUGUGAAACACGUGUGUCUCUUGCAGGGCCGCGAUGGGCAUCCUGGAAUAUCGGUGUAUUCAUCUGUAUACGUUGUGCUGGGAUCCACAGGAAUCUAGGAGUUCAUAUAUCCAGGGUAAAAUCAGUCAAUCUUGACCAGUGGACACAAGAACAGAUACAGUGCAUGCAGGAGAUGGGAAAUGGAAAAGCAAAUCGUCUUUAUGAAGCCUACCUGCCAGAGAACUUCAGGCGACCUCAAACAGAUCAAGCUGUGGAGGGCUUCAUUCGAGAUAAAUACGAAAAGAAGAAAUACAUGGACCGAAGUAUUGACAUCAAUGUAUUUAGGAAAGAAAAGGAUGAUAAAUGGAAAAGGAGUAAUGAGCAAGUAUCAGAAAGAAAACUGGAACCUAUAAUCUUUGAGAAAGUGAAAAUGCCUCAAAAGAAAGAAGAAACGCAGCUGUCUAGAAAAAGUUCUCCUAAAUCUACUGAACCAGUAAUGGAUUUGCUAGGACUUGAUGCUCCUGUGGCAACCGCCGUUCCAAAUGGCAGGCCUAGCAGUUUAGAGAAGGAUCUUGAUCUCUUUGCAUCCGUGGGAUCAAACUCGGACUCCAGGAAGGUCACUGGUUCCAUGCCUACGUCUGGAAGUGCUGGUUCCGUUCCUGAAAACUUGAAUCUCUUCCCUGAGCCAGGAAGCAAAGGGGAGGAAGCAGGGAAGAAGCAGCUCUCGAAAGACUCUAUCCUGUCCUUGUAUGGCUCUCAAACACCUCAGCUGCCCGCACAAGGAGCGAUGUUCAUGGCUCCCGCGCAGAUGGCGUAUCCCGCAGCAGCCUAUCCCGCCUUCCCAGGAGUAGCCCCUUCCAGCAGCAUGAUGGGCGGCAUGAUGGCCCCGUCGGUGGGAAUGGUGGCCCAGCCUGGAGCGGCAGGGAUGGUGGCUCCCAUGGCCAUACCGGCCGGCUACGUGGGGAACAUGCAGGCGGCCGUCAUCGGGGUGCCCAACGGGAUGAUGGCCGCGCAGCAGCCGGGCUACGUGGCCGGCGUGGCCGCGGUUCCGCAGCCCGUCUACGGCGUGCAGCCCGCGCAGCAGCUGCAGUGGAACAUCGCCCAGAUGACCCAGCAGAUGGCUGGGAUGAACUUCUAUGGAGCUAAUGGCGUGAUGGGAUAUGGACAGUCAAUGGGCGGAGGAAGUGCCCAGGGAAGCAAUCAGUCCCUCAGCACUCAGAUGUGGAAAUAAUCCCUUGCGUUGUGACCGUUUUUUGCCUUCUGUUCUGUUCUUCAAAACUGCUCCAUGAGACAUUCAGGGUUUUUCUUUCUGGCUGGCUGCCCAGCCCGAACCUCUUUCCAUAACUGAGACCCAUCUCUGCCUUUUUUUUACUGUCAGACACGGUGAAACCUCAGUGACCAGAACAUGAGCUCCCCUGUACUCUAGCACAGUCAAUGCACACUCCUGGGGCGGACCCCUUCUUGCACAAACCUCCACUAAUGCUUCUGGGUAGCACUUAAUGUCCUGCUGGGUGUCUUAGCGGAGGUGACUUGAAGAAUUUGGAAAAUUGGGACUUAAUACUGCCUGUUCCUUCAGGCCUUUUGGGAAUCACUUAAUCUCUAGUAUUAGUAGGGGCUCUGGUUAGCAAAGGGGUGGAAAUGUUGUUUGGUGCU
This is a messenger RNA of Tinamus guttatus (white-throated tinamou), 1662 nucleotides long. Lineage: Eukaryota; Metazoa; Chordata; Aves; Tinamiformes; Tinamidae. The record is from RefSeq and is a predicted model, not a curated record.